Cebus imitator (Panamanian white-faced capuchin) is the source of this 546-nucleotide messenger RNA. RefSeq names its product ribosomal protein L35a (gene RPL35A). The transcript is spliced from 5 exons. Gene Ontology annotation, molecular function: structural constituent of ribosome. Bases 133 to 465 code for a protein of 110 amino acids. Gene Ontology annotation, cellular component: ribosome; cytosolic large ribosomal subunit. Gene Ontology annotation, biological process: ribosomal large subunit biogenesis; cytoplasmic translation. The record is from RefSeq and is a predicted model, not a curated record. Lineage: Eukaryota; Metazoa; Chordata; Mammalia; Primates; Cebidae.
GCUUCAUCCCACAAGGCCACGCGGCGGGGCCUCGUCCUUCUCUUCCCGCCAUCUUGGCACUUGUGGAGGCGAGAGAGGCGCCUGCUGCUGAAAUUUGGAGGCCCGCUGGGAACAGGACUUACAAAAGGAACUAUGUCUGGAAGGCUGUGGUCCAAGGCUAUUUUUGCCGGCUAUAAGCGGGGUCUUCGGAACCAAAGGGAGCACACAGCUCUUCUUAAAAUUGAAGGUGUUUAUGCCCGAGAUGAAACAGAAUUCUAUUUGGGCAAGAGAUGUGCUUAUGUAUACAAAGCAAAGAACAACACAGUGACUCCUGGUGGCAAACCAAACAAAACCAGAGUAAUCUGGGGAAAGGUAACUCGGGCCCAUGGGAACAGUGGCAUGGUUCGUGCCAAAUUCCGAAGCAACCUUCCUGCUAAGGCCAUUGGACACAGAAUCCGAGUGAUGCUGUACCCCUCAAGGAUUUAGAACUAAUGAAAAGUCAAUAAAUAAAUGCGGAUAUGUGCCCUUGUAUUUUUAUUAAGUGGAUUGAAAAACUUACUAUGUUAA